AUGGAGUUUGACAACAGCUUAAGAGAGGAUUUUCCUUUUCUUUCCAGCUUUUUCUCUGAUAAUCCCUUGAAACCAGCUGAUUUAACAAAUGGGUUUUCCGUAGAAACCUCUUCCUCUAAGGAAUUGGUUCAUGAUUUUCAGCAUUUUGAUGAUCAUCAUCACCACCACUUUCCCAUCAGUGGGUUUAGUCUGAAUCCUGAUGAGAACCAUGUUGAUGAUGAUCAUCAUCAUCAUUUCAACGUUGAGGAGUCUUCCUCAGACCCCCUUGCUGGGAUUCAAGCCCCAUGGGCUUCUGAGGAGUUUCUGAAGGAUUUCAAUGCCUAUGCUUCUACCCUUUUAGCAUCUGAUGGAAACAUGCAUGGCUUUGAGAAUUCUGUAGGCCUUUGGGAUAAUAAUCCUCAGAAAAAUUUGGUUCUGCCUCUGAACAUUCAAGAACUUGGAUCAGCAAAUGUUAGGCUGGCAGAUGACGUCUCAUGCAUAACCUUGGAAAAUGGAUAUCACAGGAGUGCUGCUGCUUAUGAUGAGAAGAAGAGGAAGCGAGUGAACAUAAGAAAGGCAACCAAAAUUCAAAAGAAAAACAACAUAAUCAAAGGCCAGUGGACUCUUCAAGAAGACAGGCAGCUGGUGCAGUUGGUAGAUCAGCUUGGAGUUAAGAAAUGGUCUCAAAUCGCUAAGAUGCUGAAUGGAAGAGUGGGGAAGCAGUGUAGGGAGAGAUGGCACAAUCACUUGCGGCCAGACAUUAGGAAAGAUACAUGGAGUGAGGAGGAAGAUAUGAUACUAAUUGAAGCCCACAAAGAAAUAGGAAACAAAUGGGCAGAAAUUGCAAGGAGGCUGCCAGGAAGGACUGAGAACACUAUCAAAAACCAUUGGAAUGCAACAAAAAGAAGGCAGCAUUCAAAGAAGAAAUGCAAGGACCCAAGUCUGCAGGGCUCCCUCUUGCAAAGCUACAUAAAGAGCCUUUCUACUUCAACUUCGCCCACAAUCGACAAGAAUAUUACUCUCUCAGCAGAAAUGUCAAACGUACAAAUGUUCAAUGUGAUGAUGACCAAACCCCAAAUUCAGAUGGAGGGCUCAGAUGUCACCUCCACAGACUGGACAGCACUCCCACCGUACGAUCAUAACAAGGCUCUGGAUUUGUUUUCAGACAAAAACAUGGCUCCUGAAAACAAUGGCUUUGUGUCCAUGCUUGAGGAGAUCCCCUGCAAUCCUGUGGUUGAUGACAGCAGCAAUAUGGAGUUUGAGAUGCAUUUCGAGAUGGAUAGUCUUAUGCAGGGUGAGUUGAAGGAGAUGGAUUUGCUGGAGAUGAUAUGUCAGGGAAAGCUUUGAGCCGCCAUCUGCAUGUGGAAUUCCUGGUGGGCUUCUCAAAAGGGUAUGAAAAGAUCAUGCAAGUAGUGGAUUAAAUGUCAUUUCUGCAGGGUUUUUUCUUUCUUUUUCGUAUGUGUGAG
Corylus avellana is the source of this 1445-nucleotide messenger RNA. It is a transcript of the gene MYB118, whose product is annotated as myb domain protein 118. Lineage: Eukaryota; Viridiplantae; Streptophyta; Magnoliopsida; Fagales; Betulaceae. The record is from RefSeq and is a predicted model, not a curated record. Gene Ontology annotation, cellular component: nucleus. Gene Ontology annotation, molecular function: DNA-binding transcription factor activity, RNA polymerase II-specific; RNA polymerase II cis-regulatory region sequence-specific DNA binding. Gene Ontology annotation, biological process: regulation of DNA-templated transcription.